Molecule: messenger RNA, 1435 nt
Organism: Conger conger (European conger)
Lineage: Eukaryota; Metazoa; Chordata; Actinopteri; Anguilliformes; Congridae
Gene: eif2b1
Product: eukaryotic translation initiation factor 2B, subunit 1 alpha
Exons: 9
Coding region: 487-1395 (302 amino acids)
Biological process (GO): translational initiation
Cellular component (GO): eukaryotic translation initiation factor 2B complex
Molecular function (GO): guanyl-nucleotide exchange factor activity; translation initiation factor activity
Source: RefSeq, a predicted model, not a curated record
UUACGUGUUAAAACCGCGACAACAUAGCAGGGAAACUCAUUGGCAGCACAAGGGAUGAGACCUCAGAUUAUUAAACUGAAAUAAAUUCGUAGAGUGAGCAACCGACUUGCUCAGGGGCAUCGCAAAUAAAUACAUAAACACACCUCCAGUUUUCUCAACAGCAUUUGAUUUUUGAUUAGCCAGCUGGACAAGCACUAGGAAGAGCAAGGUGUCAAAUCGUCGCAGUGAUAGUUACUGAGGUAGCUACCAAGUCCAUCAUCCUAGACUGUAGCGACUUGGCAUAGGCAUUUUAUAUGUAUAGGUUUCUGUCCGGUUUAGCGAAACAUUUUAAUCAAGAAAAUUCGCAUUUCGCUAAGACUGACCCUAAUAUGACUAGCUAGCUAGUCUCCUAUGAUAAGUUAGCAUUGGUGCCUGCCUGAUCGACGUGGCUAACUUCACUUGCUGGGCAUAAUUGGCAAGAACGACAUCUUUCUGCAUCAUCACAGAAUGAACGAAGACGAGUUGGUGGAGUACUUUCGGGCGCAGAUGAGGCAGGAUCCGGAUGUAGCCUCUGCAGUUGCAGCCAUCCGCACCCUGCUGGAGUUCCUAAAAAGAGACAAAGGGGAAACUAUCCUGGGUCUGAGGGAGAACCUGACGCAGGCCAUCGACCGGCUGACAGAAGUGGACUCCUCAGUGGCCGUGUCCUCCGGAGGAGAGCUGUUCCUGCGUUUCAUCAGCCUCACUUCACUCGAGCAUCAUGAUCUGUCACAGUGCAAGAAGGUAAUGGUUGAAAGAGGAGAACUUUUCCUGAAGAAAAUCUCGCUGUCCAGGAACAAGGUCGCAAAGCUGUGCCACACCUUCAUUAAAGAUGGAGCGAAAAUCCUGACGCACUCGUCCUCCCGAGUGGUGCUCCGGGUGCUGGAGAAGGCCGCAGCCGAGAAGAAGCGCUUCAGCGUGUACGUCACCCAGUCCCAGCCCGACUGCGCAGGGAAACAAAUGGCGGAGGCACUGAAGAAUCUCAACGUUCCCGUCACUGUAGUUUUGGAUGCUGCUGUGGGGUACAUCAUGGAGAAGGUGGACCUGGUGAUCGUGGGAGCUGAAGGUGUGGUGGAAAGUGGAGGGGUCAUCAACAAGAUCGGCACCUACCAGAUGGCCGUGUGCUCCAAGGCGCACAACAAGCCCUUCUACGUGGUGGCGGAGAGCUUCAAGUUCGUGCGGCUCUACCCUCUGAACCAGCAGGACGUCCCGGACAGAUUUAAGUACAAGGCUGACACCCUGAAGACUGUGGAGAACCUGAACGAGGAGCACCCCAUGAUCGACUACACGCCCCCCUCCCUCAUCACACUGCUCUUCACGGACCUGGGCGUCCUGACCCCCUCAGCAGUCAGCGAUGAACUUAUCAAGCUGUACUUGUGACCGGCCUGGCAACGUCAAUAAAGUAAAGCCAACAUCAAAA